This is a messenger RNA of Ipomoea triloba (trilobed morning glory), 4847 nucleotides long. RefSeq lists its product as uncharacterized. Gene Ontology annotation, molecular function: transcription corepressor activity. Lineage: Eukaryota; Viridiplantae; Streptophyta; Magnoliopsida; Solanales; Convolvulaceae. Gene Ontology annotation, biological process: negative regulation of DNA-templated transcription. The record is from RefSeq and is a predicted model, not a curated record. The coding region runs from base 428 to 4429 and encodes 1333 amino acids. The transcript has 9 exons.
CUAUCAUUCUCUCUCAUUUUUUCUUGUUAAAAUGUCAGCAAAUUAAAAUAAUUGACCAAAAAUAUUAGAAACAUAAUUGUGAUACCUGUUUUUUUACCCCUAUUUUUUAGUUUUUGUUUUUCAUCUUUACUGCUUCAAAUAAUCCUGUAUGUACUACCCCAUGCCAUGCCCAUAGCCCAAAGCCAAUUGCGAAGCCUAUUCCUUUCUUCAGUUCUUCUCCCCUCUCCUUUCUGUUUCUGGCGAUUUGGCUAGCCGGGGAAUUCCGCUUUGAUCGGAGGAGGAUCUGGUGGAUUUAUCGCCGUUGAGGAAUCCAGCUUGCUUACCGGUGUGAUCUGAUUUGUUGAACUGAAGAGUGAGGGGAUGUGUGGUCGUUAAUUUCGAUGGUCAAUUUGAUUCUAAUUUGAUUGAAUUUAGGGUUUAUUUUUCCAUGGAGGAGACUGUGAGAUCAGGUGGUGUGGUAAAGAAGAAAAGUUCGUCUGGGUGUUUAAUUGUAAGGAAAAAAGAUGAUAGAGCGGGGGGUGUUCAGCGGGGAGGGAUCGGCUCUUUGCAGAAGAACAAAAAGAAAAGGCCAAGAGUGAUUGCAAAUGAUUCUGAGUCAGGUGAUGAGUUGCCGGAACCUUACAAGAGGAAAGCCCAGGAAAUUUCUGGUAAUAGUCCGAUAACUUGCCGGAGUGGGGCUGAGGGGAAUGGUAAUACUGAAAGUGAUACGAAACGGAGUAGGUUAGAUUUGUUUGAGUUCGAUGAGUAUGAUGAGUUUGAUGAGAGAGCCAUGAGGAAUGAAUACCGAGAUGGGAGGUUAAAGGUGACACAAGGAAUGGGGAGUUCUAGGGAAUUCAGAAGUGGGUCUAGUGCUGAAAUGAUUGUUGCAAAGAGGAAGUUUGAUAGCUCAAGGAAAGCUUUGGGGAGUAGGACUAAGGGUUUUGAUUGUUCAGCUAAAAGCGAAACUGAUGAGGAGGAAGAUGAGGCGGAUUUACCCAUCUCAAUGCUGAAGUUGAAGUAUCAAAAAACGUCCAAUGAAGCAAUAAGGUUGCAGGGGAAAAAUGGGGUAUUGAAGGUAAUGGUUAAUAAAAAGAAGGAUUUAUCACAUAAAAAGAAUGAUUGCCGUGAUUUUGACAGUAGGAAAGGUUCAACGUCUGAGGACUUGAUCAUGAAGAAGCUACAAAUCCAACCAACAAUUCAUUCAGAUUCUGAACACUCGGAAAAGCAACACCUGUCUGUUCAAAGGGAUAAAAGUAAGAUGAAAUCCCAGAAAAAUUUGAUGAGCAAAAAUACUCGAGCUAGUGAUUCAGAAACUGAUGGGACUGGUACAUCACCUAAGGUGGUUCUCUCAGCUCUGCCUGCUGGUAACUCUCUGAAAAGGGUUAAAAAGGAAGAAAAUAAGCUUUCAACAGCUAAACCCGUUUCUCCCACUAAUAAAGAAGGAAAAACCAAACGUGGGGCAAGCACUGAGAAACAAAAACUGCGUGAGAAAAUUAGGGGAAUUUUGACUGAUGCUGGCUGGACUAUUGAUUAUAGACCUAGAAGAAACAGAGAUUACCUAGAUGCAGUGUACAUAAGUCCUUGUGGAACAGCCUAUUGGUCUAUAGUUAAGGCUUAUGAUGCUUUUCAGAAACAGUUGGAGGAGGAUGGUGGUGGAAAUAAAUCUGCUGGUGUGUCUGCUCCAUUUUCUCCUUUAUUGGAAGAUAUAAAUAAGCUAACAAGGCAAACAAGAAAGAAAAUUGAGAAAGAAAUGAAAAAGAAGAGAAAGGAUAAUGGUACCAGUAGGGAUAACAAGAAGACUUCAGGAAAUGAGUCUGCAGAAGGCUCAGACAGCGAUCAGCAUGAUGAGCGAUUAAGUAGCUAUAUAAAGAAGAGUGGUAAGUUGCUGAAAGGAAAGUUUCAUGCAAGACAUCAAAAGAAUCAGUAUGAAACUAAUGAAAAUAUCUCGAUCUCAAAAGAUGGGAAACUUGACCAGGACAUUAUUGGGAAAUCCUCUGUAGCACCUACUGGUAAGUUAAUCCAGGGAAGAAAAAGUAAAAUAAUUGGGAGAUGUACUUUGUUGGUCCGCAGUUCUGAUAAAGGACAAAAUUCAGAUAUUGAUGGUUAUGUUCCUUAUUCUGGAAAAAGAACAUUAUUGGCAUGGAUGAUUGACUCUGGGACAGCGAAACUUAGUGAAAAGGUUCAAUAUAUGAACCGUAGAAAAACACGUGUAAAGCUAGAAGGCUGGAUCACACGAGAUGGCAUUCACUGUGGCUGCUGUAGUAAAAUCCUUACAGUUUCCAAGUUUGAGCUCCAUGCAGGGAGCAAACUGCGUCAACCCUUUCAAAACAUAGUUUUGGAAUCUGGAGUUUCUCUGUUGCAGUGCCUUAUAGAUGCAUGGAAUAGGCAAGAGGAGUCUGAACGCCAGGAUUUCUGUACUGUAGACACUGAUGGUGAUGAUCCAGAUGAUGAUACUUGUGGUAUCUGUGGUGAUGGUGGGGACCUGAUCUGCUGUGAUAGUUGUCCAUCAACUUUUCAUCAGAGCUGUCUUGGUAUAAUGAUGCUUCCUCCAGGUGAUUGGCACUGUCCAAGUUGUAUUUGCAAAUUUUGUGGCAUUGCUGAUGAAAGUCCUACAGAAGAUGAUAUGGAUGUCAAUGAGCUCCACUUGUGCAUCCUCUGUGAGAAAAAAUAUCACAAAUUAUGCAGACAAGAGUUGAAGGCUAACAAUGUUUUACCUGUGAAGAACAAAAUUUCAUCUACUUCAUUUUGUGGGCAGACAUGCCAAGAGCUCUAUGACCGUUUAAGGAAGAUUGUUGGAGUCAAACAUGAAUUAGAAGCAGGAUUCUCUUGGUCUCUCAUCCAACGGACAAAUUUAGACUCUGAUACCUCACAUUGUGAGUUUCCUCAAAGAGUUGAAGGCAAUUCCAAGCUGGCUGUUGCAUUGUCUAUCAUGGAUGAGUGCUUUUUACCCAUAGUGGAUCGAAGAAGCGAGAUUAAUAUAAUUCACAAUGUCCUUUAUAACUGUGGGUCAAAUUUUAGUCGAAUUAAUUAUCGUGGCUUCUACACAGCAAUCUUAGAAAGGGGUGAUGAAAUAAUAUCUGCAGCAUCUAUAAGGAUACAUGGCACACAACUUGCAGAAAUGCCGUUUAUUGGGACACGCCAUAUAUAUAGGCGUCAAGGAAUGUGUCGACGGCUAUUGUCUGCUAUUGAGACGGUCCUCUCCACUCUAAAAGUUGAGAAGUUGAUCAUUCCUGCUAUAUCUGAGCAUAUACAUACCUGGACAGUAGUUUUUGGUUUCAACCAACUUGAGGAAUCUCACAAGCAGGAAAUGAAAUCUAUGAAUAUGUUGGUGUUUCCAGGGGUAGAUAUGUUACAAAAGCAGCUAGUAAAGCAAGGAGCAUCAGAAGGUUUGAGGGCUGUUGAUUUUAGAAGUCCUGACACAGUUUCCUGUGCCAAGCGUGAUGCAAAUGAAUGUCACGACACUGGUUUGCAGAACGCAAAUGAAAUUCAUGCAAAGGUUGAAAGUGGGUGCUCGGGUUCUCCAGCUUCAGCUGUACAAUCACAUGAUAGUACGAUGAUUGAUGGUCAAGACUCUAGUCCAUCUACUAUCAAAUCGUCCAAUAAGGUGACUGAAUCAAUCAAAUCUGAGGUGGAGAACAAGCUUGCUGAAUCUUCAACAAACUUAGGCCACUCUGCAGCAGGUGAAAAUGUGGUCACACUUGAUAUGCAAGAUGCAGUCUUGGAUACUCCUGGACAAAUUACCCAGACUUCUGUGCACGUUGACCAAGAAGCCUGUGAGAAAGCUAUCAAAGCAUCUUCUUCACAAUCAGUUCAUGAAUCAUCAGAUGAAGCUGCUCUAAGGGGCACAAGAGAGAGAGAUGAAGAUCAGGAUGCAGUUUUGGUACCUGUGAUUUGCGGCAUUAUUGAGACUCCCUCACAUCUGUGUUCUGAAUCAUCUCAAAGUAAAGUUGUAGAAAACCAAGCUGAGGCAUGUUCCAUUCCGGAGGCUUCACAUAAUGCAGAGGCUGUGUUACCCACCAAGGAUAAUGUCCUUGCCACUUCUGAGAUAUCACAUAGGGCACCCACUGAAGUUGAUGGGAAAGAGAUUUGUGCUGAUUCUGUACAUUGCUCUUCAUUAGAUCUUGCCAUCCAAUGUAAAACAGAAGAUGGAGACAGGAAACAGACUUCACAAUCUACAGAACUAUCUGCUGCUGGGAAACCUAUUGAACAGCCUAGCUCAGAUCCGAAUCAUCCCAGCACAAUUGACGGGGAAAACAAACCAAAUAUGGCUUCCGAAAUAACUACCGAUACUGAAGGAGUUGACAGUGCAAAGAUUAUACCUUGUGAAGGUAAGAAAGAUUUGGCUUCUUCCAAUGAUGGAUGCUGUGAAAGAAAAAAUGUCGAAGAAUCUUGUGUGGAACCAAGCAAAACUUCUUCUCAAGACAUGGCUGCAAAGGAUGAAAGUUCAUAAUUCUUGUUCCACUGCUGCAUUUCAAGCUGGCAAUGAUGGAGUUUAUGUGAGGGCAAGAAGCAACUUACCUUUUGGCUUUAGAACAUCAUUAGGCCAAACACAGCAUUCGAACUGAAUUUCUUGAAGAUAUAGCCUGAACGCUAUUCAGUUCAGUGUAAAUGUUUAAUGAGCAGAGGAACUUAGGCUUUAUUUUUCUUAUUUUUCCUCAAAUGCACUUAAAAGGUCCAGAGCACAAGGGGUGACUUUGUAUAUAGUUUGGAAUUUGUAUCUUUCGUUUUUGUAUUAUUUCCUUUUUAUUCAAUUUUUAUUUUCAUUUUUUUAAUUUCCUUGUUAGGCAAAAGAAUAGCUUUCUUUGUGGUUUGUCACAUUAAUUGUUAGUAGAUCAAUUAACUGAAUUAAGUUGGUCAUUCUAAACUUA